Lottia gigantea (owl limpet) is the source of this 1158-nucleotide messenger RNA. RefSeq lists its product as hypothetical. The record is from RefSeq and is a predicted model, not a curated record. Lineage: Eukaryota; Metazoa; Mollusca; Gastropoda; Lottiidae. The transcript is spliced from 5 exons. Gene Ontology annotation, molecular function: protein binding. Bases 1 to 1158 code for a protein of 385 amino acids.
AUGGAGAUUUGGAAAAGUUUGAGUUUUGUGUAUUUCUUUCUACUAGCAAUACAACAAGUUUUCACUAAAAGAUCAUUACCAAAAUAUUAUAUGAGUGAGUUAUGUGGGCAGACGUUACAGUUGGCACAUACACCAGUACCUGCUGGUCGUGUCGAGUUAGUGAGAAGGGGAGAUUACCGAGAUAAUAUGAAUUGUGUCUGGACAAUCAUUGCUCCGUCCAAGCAUUUUUUAAUGGUCAUGUUUAAGGACGUAGAUAUCGACAAAAGAUUUUUUAAAUGUAAUGAUUAUCUUCAGAUCUAUGAUAAUGAUAAACCAUCAGGAAAUUUUCUUAGUGGUGUAAGUAAACUAUGUGGAGAAAAUCAUCCUCGCUAUCCAAUCUAUACCAAUAAAAACGCCAUGACACUACGAUUUGUUUCUGAUAGCCGACAUGAUGAUGAUGGAUUCGAUUUAUAUUUUAAUGUCUACCAUCAAGGUCAGUGUAAUACGAGUGAAUUUAAAUGUGAUAAUGGACACUGUAUCGACAAGUCUCUACAAUGUAACGGAUACGACAACUGUGGAGAUAACAGUGACUUCUGCCCGAACCACACCUCCAGUCUGAUUGGUAUCAUCGUAGCUGUUAUAUUUAUUGUCGUUGUUAUUGUUGUUAUUGUUUAUAUUUGUCGACGUAAACGUCAGAAGAGAGGACGAAGUUUUAAGCAGAAUAAUGAUGUACCUAUGACAACCACGUUUCCUCAAUCUCAACCACAAACUACAUACCAACCACCCCAAGGUCAAGGCUAUCCACCACAAGGCUAUCCACCUCAAGGUCAAGGCUAUCCACCUCAAGGUCAAGGCUAUCCACCUCAAGGUCAAGGCUAUCCACCUCAAGGUCAAAGCUAUCCACCACAAGGUCAAGGUUAUCCACCACAAGGUCAAGGUUAUCCACCUCAAGGUCAGGGUUAUCCACCGCAAGGUCAGGGUUAUCCUCAAUAUCAUGGCUAUGGAAGUUCUGGGGGUCCUGAAGGAUAUUCUCAGGGUGCCCAAUACCCUCAACCUGGACAGUAUGCAUCACAGUACCCUCCCCCUCAGGGUCCCGAGGGCAACAUUCCCUCUGGAGCCCCACCCCCAUAUCCUGGACCCCCUAAAGAUGAGAAUGAAUUUUCUAAAGUUCCAUUAUAA